Molecule: messenger RNA, 5364 nt
Organism: Orycteropus afer afer
Lineage: Eukaryota; Metazoa; Chordata; Mammalia; Tubulidentata; Orycteropodidae
Source: RefSeq, a predicted model, not a curated record
AUGGCUCCGGACCCCAGCAGCUGCCACAGCCUUCUGCUGCUUACUUGCUGCCUUGCUGCCACCCAAGCUGAACUGCUGGGCCUGGAAUGGCUGUGGUCCCCUAGGAUUGUGGGCUCCUCAGUGCCACUGGCCUCUGAGCCCCCAAACAGCCCACCUGUGCAACUCGCAGUGGAGCCCACCACGCACGUGGAUCCUCGGGAUGGCCUCACAGAGCCCACGACCACCCCUGCCAUCUCAGAGCUACCCCUGGAGGGACUGGAGGCUGGCCAGGGAAGAGCUCCCACUGCCCCUGCCACCUUCCCCUCAAUUCCAGGCAAGAGGGAGGAGAACAUUGCCGGCGUGGGAGCCAAGAUCCUAAACGUGGCCCAGGGCAUCCGGAGCUUCGUCCAGCUGUGGGAUGACACCACUCCCACCAAGAGCCCAACCAGAGCGGGUACCUUGGCCCCCACAGCCUCCACAGACCCCAUCACCCUUCCUGAAUCCUCUGGCACCCCUGCAGGGAGCAGGACGGCUCCCUGGCUGAGCAGUGCAGCCCCCAGCUCACAGAACAUGCAGAGGAUUCAUCCCAGCACCCUGCUGGCGCCCACCCAGCUGCUCUCCUCUCCAGACAGGCCCCAGGUCCUGCUCAGGCAGCCCUUGAUUUCCCUGCCAUCUCCAGGUAGAGCUUCUUCUCCCUCUGUCCUUGGGUGGCCCCAGCAUCUGGAUGAUCAGCAACUCCUGCCUGUGGCUGCCCUGACCAGCCAGCAGCAUCAACACACCAACAUCCCCCUCCGCACGCCUCAUCUGCUCCCCCUGGUGAUGGGUUCUGCUUAUGCUGCCUCCUCCACCUUCUCCGCUGACCGCUCAGACCGGCAUGGUAGGGGGGCCUUGCUUGGUGACCCCAAUGGCAGGGAUGACCACGUGCAGAAAGACUACCCAGCCCAGCGGUCUCCGGUCACAGCUUUAAUCAGGGAUCAUGGUGAUUGGGGUUCUCACAUGGCUAAUUCUUCAGGUCCUGGUCUCGCUAACACCUCUGCACUGCUUGCCCUGGCUGGGCAGCACUCUGGUCACUGCCGGCCUCUGCCACCCUCGAUGCUGCUCUGCCGACACCUGGGCAUUGGCCACAGCCGGCUGCCCAACCACCUUGGCCACAAGAGCGAGGAAGAGGUGUGGGCAGCUGCACAGGCCUGGGGGGACCUCCUUCAGACAAGUUGCCAUCGCUUUCUGGGGUGGUUCUUCUGCCUGCUUCUGGCCCCCCCUUGUGGAGCUGCCCUGCGGCCUGGCCCACCACCCUGCCGCCAGUUCUGUGAGGCCCUGGAAGACGCGUGCUGGAGCCACCUGCAGGGCGGCAGGCUGCCUGUGGCCUGUGCCUCACUGCCCACUCAGGAGGAUGGGUAUUGUGUAUUCAUUGGGGAGGCCGAAGAGAGUGCUGGCAUGGAGGAGGUGGGGCUCCUACAGCUCCUUGGGGAGCCCCCACCCUCACAAGUCACCCAGAUUGAGGACCCUGAUGUCGGCCCAGCCUACGUCUUUGGCCCAGAUGCCAACAGUGGCCAGGUGGCCCGCUACCAUGUGCCCAGCCCAUUCUUCCGGGACUUCUCCCUGCUGUUCCACGUGAAGCCAAACACAGGAAGUGCAGGCGUGCUAUUUGCCAUCACAGAUGCAGCCCAGGCAAAGAUCCUCAUGGGUGUGAAGCUCUCAGAUGUGCAAAAUGGGCAGCAGCAGAUCCAGUUCCUAUACACAGAGCCAGAUGCAGAGCACACCCACACAGCUGCCAGCUUUCGCCUGCCCUCCUUCACUCACCAGUGGAUUCGCUUUGCACUCAGUGUGGAUGGUGGCACUGUGACGCUCUAUGUGGACUGUGAGGAGUUCCAGAGGCUGCCUUUCCAACGGUCCCCAGCGGGCCUAGAACUGGAGCCUGGUGCUGGCCUCUUUGUAGGUCAGGCCGGAGGGGCCGACCCCAACAAGUUCCAGGGGUUGAUUGCAGACCUGAGGAUACGUGGGGACCCCCGAGUGAGCCCCCUGCGCUGCCUGGAGGAGGAUGAGGAUGACACAGAUGGGGCAUCAGGAGACUUCGGAAGUGGGCUCGAAGACAACCAGGAUCAUCUCAGAGGAGAAAUGGGCUCUUCCUUGAAACCCAGCCUGCCUGAGGCUCCCCCAGUCACUUCUCCACCCUUGGCUGGAGGAGGCAGCAACACUGAAGAUUCCAGAACUGAAGAAAUAGAGGAAGAAACAACAGUGCCUACGUUAAGAGGUAAAACUCUUUUCUGGGUGUGGUCUCAGACCCUUACUAACAUGGAACAGGGGAGGGAAGUUAACACCCAUACUGUGGGCUUGGAUGUGGAUGCCACAUGGGAUGGCGUGGAAGAGGGGGCCCUGAGGCCCAGCUCUCCAGGCCUGAAGGGGCAGAAGGGGGAGCCAGGUGCCCAGGGCCUGCCUGGCCCAGCUGGUCCCCAGGGUCCUGCAGGCCCAGUCAUCCAGAGCCCUGUUGGCCCUGCCACACAACCUGUCCCUGGGCCACAGGGACCCCCUGGGCCCCCUGGGCCGCCAGGAAGGGAUGGUGCUCCAGGAAAGGAUGGUGAGCCAGGAGAUCCUGGCAAAGAUGGAAAGCAGGGUGACACUGGGCCUCAAGGCUUCCCGGGAACCCCAGGAGAGGUUGGCCCCAAGGGUGAGAAGGGAGACCCUGGGGUUGGGCCACGUGGACCCCCUGGGCCUCAGGGACCUCCAGGGCCUCCAGGACCAUCCUUCAAACACGACAAACUGACCUUCAUCGACAUGGAGGGGUCAGGGUUUGGUGGUGACCUGGAGACUCUCAGGGGCCCACGAGGCUUCCCCGGCCCCCCUGGUCCCCCUGGCGUCCCAGGCCUGCCUGGAGAGCCAGGCCGCUUUGGGAUGAACAGCUCAGAUGUUCCAGGACCUGCAGGCCUCCCCGGUGUGCCUGGGCGAGAAGGGCCCCCUGGGCGUCCUGGCCCUCCAGGAUCCCCAGGCCCUCCAGGAAAAGAUGGGCAGCGAGGAGAGAAUGGCCAGAAAGGAAGUCUCGGUGAAGUGGGCGCCCCAGGACCUAAGGGAAGCCAGGGAGACCCUGGCCCUGUUGGUGCUCCUGGGCAGAAUGGCCUGGCAGGAGCCCCUGGACCAGCUGGGCCCCGAGGACCCCCAGGACCACCUGGGCCACCUGGGCCACCUGGGCCAGGACUUGCAGCAGGAUUUGAUGACAUGGAAGGUUCUGGAGGGCCCUUCUGGUCAACAGGCCGAGACUCCAUCGGACCACAGGGACCACGUGGCCUCCCAGGACUCAAGGGGGAUCCUGGAAUGGCUGGGCCACCUGGGGCCAAGGGAGAAGUUGGAGGGGAUGGUGCUCCUGGGUUCCCUGGCCUCCCUGGCAGAGAGGGCAUAACUGGGCCGCAGGGACCAAAAGGAGAUAAAGGAAGCCAAGGAGAAAAGGGUGACCCAGGGAAGAAUGGUGUGGGGCAGCCCGGGCUCCCAGGGCCCCCUGGACCCCCAGGGCCUGUCGUCUACGUGUCAGCGGAGCAGGAUAAGGUGAUCUCAAGUGGGCCAGGACCUGAGGGCGGGGCAGGGCACAUAGGUUCUCCGGGACUAGCUGGCCCUAAGGGUGACCUGGGCUCCAAAGGUGAGCCUGGCUUCCCAGGACAGAAGGGUGAGAAGGGUGAGCCUGGCACCAUCUUCAGCCCUGACGGCAACAUCCUGGUCCCCACUCAGAAAGGAACCAAGGGUGAGCCAGGCUUCCGAGGACCCCCGGGCCCCUAUGGACGGCCUGGGCACAAAGGCGAGAUUGGCUUUCCUGGACGACCGGGUCGCCCAGGGAUGAAUGGACUGAAGGGGGAGAAAGGAGAGCCAGGGGACGCUGGUGCCGCAUUCAACAUGAGGUGUCCUCCUGGGCCCCCAGGACCUCCAGGGCCCCCAGGCCCUCCUGGAAUGCCUGUCUACGAUAGCAAUGCUUUUGUCAACUCUGGCCGCCCCGGGCCUCCAGGAUUGCCAGGGUACCAGGGACCUCCUGGACCGAAGGGCGACAAAGGAGAAGUGGGCCCACCAGGUUCCCCAGGGCAGUUCCCAUUCGACCUCCUGCACUUGGAAGCUGAGAUGAAGGGUGAGAAGGGCGACCGAGGGGACGCCGGGCAGAAAGGAGAGAGGGGAGAGCCAGGGGGCGGCGGAUUCUUCGGCUCCAGUGUACCAGGCCCCCCCGGUCCCCCUGGCCCUCCAGGCUACCCUGGGAUUCCGGGUCCCAAGGGAGAGAGUAUCCGAGGUCAGCCUGGCCCACCAGGCCCUCAGGGACCCCCUGGCAUUGGCUAUGAGGGGCGCCAGGGGCCAGCUGGGCCCCCCGGACCCCCAGGACCCCCAGGACUCCCCUCGUUUCCUGGCCCUCACAGGCAGACCAUCAGUGUUCCUGGCCCACCAGGCCCACCUGGCCCCCCAGGGCCUCCUGGAACCACAGGUGCAUCCUUGGGUGUGAGGAUCUGGGCCACAUACCAGACCAUGAUGAACAAGGUGCACGAGGUGCCUGAAGGCUGGCUCAUCUUUGUGGCUGAAAGAGAGGAGCUAUACGUCCGAGUCCGAAAUGGGUUCAGGAAAGUUCUGCUGGAGGCCCGGACACCACUGCCACGUGGAACAGACAAUGAAGUGGCUGCCCUGCAGCCCCCCAUGGUGCACGAAGGCAACCCAUACUGGCAAGAGCUUUCCCACUCGACAGCACGGCCCUGGCGGUCAGAUGGCAUUCUAGCCAACCCCCCACGCCUGCCAGACCCCCAGCCCUACCCCGGGGCCCCACACCAUGGCUCCUAUGUGCACCACCAGCCACCUCGCCCCACUGUCAUGCCUGCCCAUGCCCACCAGGACUUUCAACCAGUGCUCCACCUGGUGGCCCUCAAUGGACCACUCACGGGUGGCCUACGCGGCAUCCGAGGAGCCGACUUCCAGUGUUUCCAGCAGGCGCGGGCUGUGGGGCUUGCCGGCACCUUCCGCGCCUUCCUGUCCUCUCGGCUACAGGACCUGCACAGCAUUGUGCGUCGUUCGGACCGUGGAGAUGUGCCCAUUGUCAACCUCAAGGACGAGGUGUUAUUCCCCAGCUGGGAGGCCUUGUUCUCAGGCUCUGAGGGCCAGCUGAGGCCCGGGGCCCGUAUCUUCUCUUUUGAUGGCAGGGACGUCCUGAGGCACUCUGCCUGGCCCCAGAAGAGCGUGUGGCAUGGCUCAGACCCCAGUGGGCGCCGGCUGACCGAGAGCUACUGUGAGACAUGGCGGACAGAGGACCCGGCAGCCACAGGCCAGGCCUCCUCGCUGCUGGCAGGCAGGCUGCUGGGGCAGAAGGCCAUGAGCUGCCGCAACGCCUUCAUCGUCCUCUGCAUUGAGAACAGCUUCAUGACUGCCUCCUCCUAG